AUGAAAGACUUAAUGACAAAUCAGUCAAUUCCCGGAACUGUUAUAGCGUUUAGUAUUAACGGCACAAAUGUGUGGACCGAAGGGUUUGGUUAUACGGAUGUCGAGAACGAUGUCAUCACUCAUAAGGACUCGAUCUGGCGUUUGGCCAGUAUUUCAAAGCCAUUGACUUCAGCACUGAUUGGACGGCUUAUGGACAAGAAGUUGAUUGAUCUCAACCACGAUAUCCACAGAUAUCUGUCACCAGAUUUCUAUCCCUAUAAGACAUUCAACGGAUCGGCAGUUAAUAUAACGUUGUUCUCAUACGAGUCCUGGUGGCCGUCGGCGGGUAUAAUAUCAACGGCUAGUGAUUUAAUAAGAUUUGGAAACUCUAUGCUAUCGGCAUAUAAAGGCCAUAAUAAAGAUUUCUUGAGUGAGGAAACAGUGAAAGAGUUGUGGACUCCGGAGACUAUCGGCAAAAUUAAACCCAAAGAUAUGAAAGACGAAUAUGCCAAAGGAUGGUUUGUGACCCAAAUUGCCGAACCCUAUCCCUAUCGGACCCAAAUAUGGCACGCGGGAGGACUGUUGGGCACCUCAACAAUGCUUAUACUGUUUCCCAACCAGAAUAUAGUGGGCGUUGCCUUCGCUAAUAAGGGCUGGACUGUAGGGUUGGAUCAACUGAUCCUCUCUGUGGCCAAGAAUUUUGAAGAGUUUUUGUAA
Molecule: messenger RNA, 696 nt
Organism: Medioppia subpectinata
Lineage: Eukaryota; Metazoa; Arthropoda; Arachnida; Sarcoptiformes; Oppiidae
Source: the annotation of a GenBank genome assembly